GCUUCUGCAGACAUUGGGACGCUGUUGGUGCUUGGUUUAUGGGGCCGCUGUGAUGGUGGUGCAGACACCCGGCUGUAUGGCCAGGACUGUCACGAGCUUGUGGCAACAGCUCUGACAAGGGAUGGUGCAAGGUGUUUGGAGGAUGCAUUGCCCGGUGGCUAUUUGCGUUCUGGUGUGUAUGCUGAUUACGGCUUCUAUCACACUUACGAGCAGGAGGGCUACUCCUUCCGCACCAACUGCAUCGCUUCCUUUGAGAGCUCCCACAAGGAGUGGCACUUGCAGGCAUGUUUCAUUCUCCGGGUUGUGGCAGCUGCGUCGACAGAUGUUGAAAAAGGCUUUGUGAGCUUGCCUGAGAAGCUGGUCGAAGAGACUCGGCCCAUUCGGCGCGGUGUCUCCGAAAGCGAGCUAAAGCGGAGAGGCCCCAAAGACUGGGCCAAAGACGCCAGUGCCGAAGAUGUCGAAAGUUCUGGACCAGUUCAGUUGCGAAGUGUGGCAGCCGAAGAUGUUGUCGAUGCAACACCAGAGACGCAGCCCCCUUCCCGGACAGUUUCGCCAUCAAAACCUGUGAGCCAUCACGCGGUGAAUGGAAUUUGGUUUGUUGUGCUCUGCUUCAUCAUACUCGAUGCCCUGAAACCUAUCCUUGUGACUUGGGCGAACCAGUCUCAUGCGGAGGGCGAGCCCGGUUUCAUUCGGGGGACUUUCGUGCUGGUUCAGACAGCACUCUCGCUGCUCGUGGGGCUCUGCAUAGCGGUGCGGCCGUCCCUGUCUUUGUCUCGACCUCAUUUCAGGCUUCAUCCUUUCUGGCGCUCAAGGGUGCGAAGAUGCCUGAGCAUGAAGGUUGUGGUGUGGCAGCUGCCCGUGUCGGUUUGCCUCUGCUUGAGCAAACUGCUGCUGGUUUAUGCGCUCGGUCGCCUAGAUGCAGGGCAUCGGUCGCUCCGCCGCAGCAUAAUCUCCUCGCAAGCCCGCCAUCGGCAUCCAACAGUCCUUGCUGUUCGCAGUCAGCCACUGGAUUCAGUCAUGCAGCCCUGUGAUCCGUCAUCCGCCUUCUUUGGCUUCAUGGGCGUGACCUCGGCGCUCGUUUUUGCCAACCUUGGCGCAGCUUACGGAACAGCGAAGUCAGGUGUGGGAAUUGCAUCGAUGGGGGUUAUGCGGCCUGACAUGAUCAUGAAGUCAAUCAUCCCAGUAGUCAUGGCCGGAGUUCUGGGCAUUUAUGGCCUCAUCACAGCUGUUAUCAUCAACGGAAAGAUGGAUGCAGCUAAUUACUCAGCCUAUUCAGGCUACGCACAUCUCGGAGCAGGGCUGACUGUGGGCAUGAGCUCUUUAGCUGCCGGCUUGGCCAUUGGUAUUGUUGGAGAUGCGGGUGUCCGCGCAAACGCCCAGCAGCCACGUUUGUUCGUGGGCAUGAUUCUCAUUUUGAUUUUUGCCGAAGCCUUGGGCCUCUACGGCCUCAUUGUUGGCCUUGUAGUUGCGUCCACAGCAGAAGGCAAAGGCAAGGGGCUGUGUGACCCGGCAGCAACUCAGCCACGGUCGCACUGUCUGAUUGCACCAGCUUUGGUGGGCAGUGUCACGCAAACACUGGAAGAAAUCAGCAAGAGCACUGUGCGCGUGUUUGGCCAAGCCAGCUUGCCUUUGGUGGGUGUCAGCAGCGCUUUAUUCUUCAACAGGAGGUACUCCUUGCAGCAGUGGUGCAGCUUGAUGGCUGUGUCCCUUGGUCUCAUCACGUUCUACUACGUUAAGGCCAAGCUUCCGAAGCUUGCCAUGCUGGAAAGCGCAACGCGUUUGUCACAGCUCUUCUUCGAGGAAGGCAAGCUGGAUGUGAGCAAUCGCCUCGAUGAUGGGUUUCGAGAAGCAGGUGCUGAGAUGGACCCGCUGGCACCUGGCGUUGAAUGCUUGCUCGUAGACAGGAAUGAGGACGAGCCUUUACAGCAAUUUGUCGAGCGGUGCCGCAAGAAGCUGCGGAAGGCAAAGGACGAGGCGGCGCAAGCUAUGGUACUGGCACUGCUGGUGUCAGAUGCAUGCGGUCGAUCGGGUGUCCAUGCAUCAGACUUGCAGGCCAGGCAUGCAGAGCUAGUCGCCGGCCAACGGCGGACAACUGGUGUGGUGUUGUUAGGAGAUCUUCUAGGUGAAGUCGCAGCUUCCCCAGCUCGGAAUUCUCGAAGCCGCACUGGUGCCGCAUUGAGUGAGCGGGCCAUUCUCUUCAAAGCCGUAGCAGAUUGGCUUGGUACUUUCGGUUGCACUCUGCAACGUCAGCAGAGCGCAUUGUUCAAUGUGGUCAACAUCAGUCAGAUGCCCUGCGUCGUCGACCUGCUCUUUGACCCUGGUGCCCUCUAUGAAGAUCCUUCCGCACGGGCUCACGAGUACCGAAGGCUUCUGGUUAGCGUGUGCCAGGGGCGAUCUCUGAAGGAGGCCACGCCACCAUCUUCAAGGACGGACCUCAGCGGCCAGAUGCCACGGCCUCCUUGGCACGUAGAACCAUGGGAACUCGAAAUCUCACGCGGUGACCGAAUUGGCAGGGGUGGCUUCGGAGAGGUAUUUCAUGGGCGAUGGGCUGGCGUCCGGGUUGCAGUGAAAGAGAUGAAGGAUAGCUCACGUGCACCGAGUGAUGCUGAUGUUGUGGAGUUUUUACUCGAGAUCGCGAUGCUGUCCCAACUGAACCACCCGAACGUCGUCCGCUUUUGGCGAGGCUCGACAGAGAUGCAUUCGGGUAGCCGGAGCUUGCUGAUGGUCACGGAGUACAUCAAGCAAGGAGGUCUCUCCAGGCUCUUGCACGGGCAUGGAGGGCCGGCACUGCCAGAUCCGCUGACGCUGGGGCAGUCUCUGUCUUUUGCUUUGGAUGUUGCCCGUGGCGUGCAGUACCUCCACGGCCAGCGCAUUCUUCACUUGGACCUGAAAAGCCCGAACGUCUUGUGCGCUCCAGUCUGGACUGCGAAGUUAUGUGACUUCGGUCUGGCGAAAAUGCGGGGUGAGGCGACAUACGUGCAAUCGACGCUGCAGGGUGUCAGUCCGGUGUGGGCACCACCCGAGAUGUUCGAUGGCAAGAGCGGAGGCUUAACGGAAAAGGCUGAUGUCUACAGCUUUGCCGUGAUUUUCUUCGAGCUCUUGACGAAGCAAGUGCCUUUCGCAGAAGUAAGCUCUGCCAAGUUGCCAGCAGCCAAAGCCGCGGGCCAGCUCCCUCGCAUCCCAAAUUCAGUGCCGGCAGACUGUGCUGAGUUAAUUUUGCAGUGUUGUGCAGCAAAUCUUUUGGGCAGGCCCUCGAUGAGUGGGGCCGCAGCCAGGGUCAGGGAGAUUGCGCAGUCGCACGAGAUACAACUGGCAGAGGUCAAGCCACCUGCUGCCUUGCUGCGGUUCGAUGAUGACCAAGAGAGAAGGGUGCAAGAAGCUGAAGAUGCUGCAGCCCAAACUUUGAUCGAUGUUGACAAGCAGCGGGCCCAUCUUCGCAUGGAGCUCUCAGAACUACACAGACAGAUUGAAAUCGCCAGGAAGCGCCAGGCUGCAGAAGCUGCAGAGGCCCCGAAGAACUCCGCCAGUCCGAGCCGAGAGGAUGCAGCCGGCACUGGCGCCACUGGCACCGCUCCCGAUGACUCCUGGUGCGAUCCGUUCGUGCAAGAAGUCGCUGGCGCCAAAUUUCGCUGCGCUCUUUGCUCCAAGUUGUUCCGCGGACCUGAGUUUGUCAAGCGGCAUCUGGAAGCGAAGCACAGAGACGAGGCAAAGCGACUUAUUGAGGACAAAUACUUUGAUUGCGAUGUGUCCCGAGAGGAUGCUUUGCCGGUUCACCAUGCAGUGGGAACUGCAGUCGGCAGAAAGGGUCUGGGCUGGGUUUCGCCAUGA
Molecule: messenger RNA, 3828 nt
Organism: Symbiodinium necroappetens
Lineage: Eukaryota; Dinophyceae; Suessiales; Symbiodiniaceae
Source: the annotation of a GenBank genome assembly